Molecule: messenger RNA, 798 nt
Organism: Paracoccidioides lutzii Pb01
Product: diphthamide biosynthesis protein
Exons: 1
Coding region: 1-798 (265 amino acids)
Biological process (GO): protein histidyl modification to diphthamide
Molecular function (GO): metal ion binding
Source: RefSeq, a predicted model, not a curated record
AUGACUCCAUCAACGGCUCCAAGCACAACGCCGACGCACUACUUGAUCCUCAACCUUCCAUAUCCCCCGCCUCAACCCCUUCCCAAGCCAGCUGUAAAACUAGCUUACCAUCGCGCGCUACUAAAACACCAUCCCGACAAAGCUCGAGCAGCUACAUCCACAUCCUUAUCCAACCCCGCCCUCACCACCGGUGCCAGCAAGAUCGCAAAUUCAGGCCCACAAUGCACAUAUAGAACAGCGCGGGUGGCAUCUAGUGUAGCUGCCAUAGCUCCAGUGGAUGACGCGAACGGAAAGGACAUCCCCUACGACUUGCACCGGUACACUGUCGACCAAAUAACCAGGGCGUACAAGAUUCUCUCAGACCCAGUCGCCAGGGCUGAAUACGACCGCUCACUUCACCUGUUGGGGAUAAAUGGCAGCAUAUAUGGACAUAGGCAUUGUGGCAGUGACGGUGACGGUGACGAUACGGAUUUCCGGACAGGAAUGGAGGUUUUUGAUCUAGAUGAUAUGGAGAUUGGGAAUGUUUUGGGUUCCGACACAGGAACUGGUGACAGUGGCGGUGGGAUGUGGUACCAUGCCUGCCGGUGUGGGGAGGAGAAAGGAUUUCUGGUGUUGGAAGAGGAUCUGGAAAGGGAGGCGGAGGGAGGAGAAGUAGUUGUAGGGUGUUGUGGGUGCAGUUUGUGGGCGAAGAUUGUGUUUGCUGUUGAAGAUGGGGGCGAUGAGCUUGUUAUGGAUGAGGCCGUGGAUGGGAGUGGGGAUGGGAGUGGGAAUGAGAACGGGAAUAGUAGGAUAUCGUGA